AUGACCUCACAGACACAAACCCCUGAAGUCGAAUUCCGCAACUGGCUCCACACUGCAGACCAUACACCGGAGCACCCAGCGAGUCUGGACGACGAAACACGCCGUGGCCUGAUCGAAAAUAUCAUUAAUGCCAUUCAAAACUAUUAUCUGAACCAAGACGCUGCAGCACAACUGGCAACGACACUUCGCGCCCGUGUCUCGGAGGGCAUAUACAACCACAUCUCGUCAAGUACAGACCUAGCACGCACUGUAACAACAGACCUCCAGGCCCUAAGCGGGGACAAGCACUUCCGAUGUAUUUUCGGCAUAUCACCCGAGGAGCCCUCGAGGGAGGAACAACGGGCCACACUGGAGAAAAUGAACUACGGGUUCGGGGAUGUCAGAACCCUCGACGGGAGCAUUGCGCUUGUUGACAUGACGCUAUUUCCCCCUGUCCAUUGGGAAGGUGUUCGUGAUAAGAUUCAGAAUGUUCUACGGAGCCUCUCAUGCGCGGCUACACUCAUCAUUGAUCUGCGGAAGUGUCGAGGUGGGGAUCCGAGGACUGUAGCAUUGAUCUCCAGUUACCUGGACAAAAGCGAAGGCGGUCCCUGGCUGAAGAUGGUACGGCCCUCUGACGGGAUGACCGAAGAGCUCCGCGGAGAGCCACUCCCCAAGGACGCGGUCUUCAGUCCCGAAAAACCAAUAUACGUCCUCACAAGCCACGCCACAAUCUCCGGCGGCGAGGACCUCGCGUACGGGCUUCAGGCACGGAAGAGGGCUACGGUCAUUGGGGAGAGAACGGCUGGUGCAGCUAACUUGCCUCGCGCGUGUGUUUUGCCUGGAGGGUUUGUCCUCUGGGUUCCGCACAAGUACCCAGUUUGUCCGGUUACUGAUGGGAACUGGGAGGGGGUGGGGAUUGCGCCUGAUAUCGUGUGCGAGGCAGAAACCGGUGUUGACAGGGCCGUUGCGCUGGCGGUAGAAGGACUCAACUCGAGGAAAGGAUCCACCAUGGAGGAGUGA
Messenger RNA from Aspergillus calidoustus, 999 nucleotides. Lineage: Eukaryota; Fungi; Ascomycota; Eurotiomycetes; Eurotiales; Aspergillaceae. The record is from the annotation of a GenBank genome assembly.